This is a messenger RNA of Brassicogethes aeneus, 1386 nucleotides long. The record is from the annotation of a GenBank genome assembly. Lineage: Eukaryota; Metazoa; Arthropoda; Insecta; Coleoptera; Nitidulidae.
AUGUCGCAUCAAAACAAUUCCACAAAUUGGGUUAUUCAAGGUUCAAAUGGCCAACCCCAAAUGAUAAAACUGGUUCAAUCUUCAGGAAAGCCCAUAAGUGGAAUUAUGACAUCAACUAUGACAGGACAGCCAGUUAAAAUUUUUAAGUCUCCCACUUCUAAUGCAGAAUCAUCUCAGACAUAUACUACUGGGACACAAGUAAUUAGGACCAUAACUUCUCCAAAAAUUGUGACAAAGACUGUUCCAAUUCAUGUUAAUAGUGGUAGCAUUCCCAAAGGUACAAAAACUAUUAGAUUAACGCCCACACAAAUGCAAAACUUUAAAUUUCUCAAUGCAACUAAUCAAAAAAUCCAAAUCAGUCCCACCGCCACAUAUCAGACUACACAGCCUUCACCUAAUGUUAAAAAUAUUCCUCCUCCAAUACUUUCAAGGAAAACCCAAAGGCAACAGGAUCCUCUUGAAUUAGAUUAUACUCCAGAAACAAAAAGGGGAAGGAAAUCUGAAAAGGUCAGCAAAGGACUGAGACACUUUUCAAUGAAAGUAUGUGAAAAAGUCAAACAAAAGGGAACAACAACAUACAAUGAAGUAGCGGAUGAACUGGUCACGGAAUUCACAAAUGCUACUAGCCAGUUUGCCGCAGAAUAUGACCAAAAAAAUAUAAGAAGACGAGUUUACGACGCUUUAAAUGUUUUAAUGGCUAUGAAUAUAAUCUCAAAAGAAAAAAAGGAAAUUCGAUGGAUAGGCCUUCCAACAAACUCCCUGCAAGAAUGCCAACAGCUGGAAAAAGAAGUCCAAAAGAAAGUAAGGAGCAUUAAAGAAAAGGAGAAGCAGUUGAAUGAGCUGAUUUUAAACCAGAUUGCCUUUAAAAAUUUGGCUCAAAGAAAUAAGGAGGCUGAAAAAAUGCAUGGGGUACCCCCACAAAACUCAUUUAUUCAAUUGCCUUUUAUUGUUGUCAAUACAAAUAAGAAGACUGUUAUCAAUUGUAGUAUUUCUAAUGAUAAAAUGGAGUACCUGUUCCAGUUUAGUGAUAAAUUCGAAAUUAAUGAUGAUGUGGAAAUAUUAAAGUCAAUUGGAAUGCUAGCAGGCCUGAAUACUGGCGAAUGUUUACCUGAAGAUUUAGAAAAAAUAAAAGGAUUAGUACCUGAAUCUCUUUGGCCAUAUGUAGACAAAUUGGCCAACAACAGUAUUGAGAGUAGUUUGGAUGAAUUAUUAAACACUGCUGGAUCCAGUACCAUGACAUUCAAUGUGGAAGAUUUUGUAGAAGCUACGAUGGAUGACAGUUCACGGCAGUCUUCAAACUACGAUCCAUUAUCACCAAGUGCAGCUGAUUAUUCUGAAGAAGAAAUUGACUCAGAUAUUUCUAGUGACACAGAGCUUAAUGGUUAA